This is a messenger RNA of Beauveria bassiana ARSEF 2860, 519 nucleotides long. RefSeq lists its product as uncharacterized. Lineage: Eukaryota; Fungi; Ascomycota; Sordariomycetes; Hypocreales; Cordycipitaceae. The coding region runs from base 1 to 519 and encodes 172 amino acids. The transcript is spliced from 3 exons. The record is from RefSeq and is a predicted model, not a curated record.
AUGAAGUACCUUGUCAUCGCCGCUGCUGCUUGCGCCAGCUUGAUGGUCACUGCUAAUGCCGCCCCUACCGCCAGUGUCGUUGCCGCCUGCCGAAGCACCAUUGACGACGUUUUUUACGAGCAUGACGCUGAAGAUGACAGCGCCAUUAAGGAGAAGCCGUUAUUAAGGAGAAGUCUACCUGCGUGGUCGAUUAAGGGUCUACAUAAGGACUGUGAUGCGGAUAACACGUUAAAGUUGGCCUGCCAGGAAAUUGUCUCUACUAUUACCGCCGUUACCGACUGCAAGAACGCUAUUAAUGACUUUUUUUUCGACAAUGACAGCGAUGUAAAAAGUGACGUUGACGGUAAGCGUAACUUUUGCGCUGAUAUCAUCGGUGGCAUCACAUUUGACGUCUCGGUAAAGAACGCCCAACUGGUUCCGUGGUCGGUUGAGGGUCUAUAUGAGAAGUGUGAUACAGGUGACACGGUGAAGUCCGCCUGCCAGGAUAUUGCCUCGGCCGCUGCCGUUGCUUGCAAAUAA